GUGCCGGGCCCUAUAGUCAGUUCUCUUCUUUCGUAAGACCCUUCUGCUCUCUGUCUCUCUCUCGCGCUGUGGCAGAGGAGCAAAGCGCUAAUCAAAUGUUAGAUUCGCCGCCUUCAUCAUCGACAACAUGGCUUCUGUUUCUUCCAUUUCCAAAACCCUAGCUAAGAAGCUCCGCCGUGGACGCGCCUCCGCCUCUGCCUCCGCCGUCACUUCGUUUCGGUGGAAGUCGUUCCCACCCCUGCCUCCUUCCUUGUCCUUCUCCUCCUCCUCCUCCUCCGCCGCCAUCUCCUCUUCUUCGGCACCUCCUUCAACUUCGACCUCCCCUUCUCAAUCUCAAGAGAAGCAGAAAGGGUCGAGAUGGUCAAAAUUGCUCCUUUUUGUUCCUGGAGCCAUCACUUUUGGUCUUGGAACUUGGCAACUCUUCAGAAGACAAGAUAAGAUUAAACUACUUGAAUAUAGGCAGGAAAGAUUGGGAUCGGAACCAAUUAGUGGUAACAAGUUAGCUCCUUCCAGUAACAAUUUGGAUGCUCUUGAGUUCAGGAGGGUGGUAUGUAAAGGACUGUUUGAUGAGAAGAAGUCGAUUUAUGUGGGCCCACGCUCUAGAAGCAUUUCAGGGGUAACUGAGAAUGGUUACUUCCUCAUUACUCCUUUUAUGCCAAUUCCCAACAAUCCAGAGAGUGUGCAGUCGCCUAUUCUAGUCAAUAGAGGAUGGAUUCCACGCAGCUGGAGAGACAAGUUCGUAAAAGUUCCACAGGAUGAUGAACAACUGUCAAGUAUAGCAUCGUCCUCUGCACAAGAGAAUGAAAGAAGUUCCUGGUGGAGGUUUUGGUCUAAGAAUCCAAAAAUUAUUGAGGAGCAAGUUCCUCCGGUUACACCUCUCGAAAUUGUUGGAGUAGUUCGUGGAAGUGAGAAGCCUAGCAUCUUUGUUCCAGCAAAUGAUCCCAACUCAUCUCAGUGGUUCUAUGUUGAUGUCCCUGCAAUUGCUCGAACAUGUGGACUUCCUGAGAAUACUAUCUACAUUGAAGACGUCAAUGAAAAUGUCAAUCCCAGCAAUCCAUACCCCGUUCCUAAGGAUGCCAACGAGUUGAUUCGAAGUUCAGUAAUGCCACAGGAUCAUCUAAACUAUACAUUCACAUGGUAUUCUCUGUCAGCUGCAGUUACAUUUAUGGCCUAUAAGAGAUUAAUGCCAAAAAAGACUGGCCACAUGGAGUGGACUCAAAAGGUUCAAAUGUCAUUUACCUCGUAACUUUUGUGAAUGAGAUGGUGGCUCGUGUUGUAUAAUGUUCUUUAGCACAGCAAUGGUGUAGUGCAAAAUCCUAUUUUACUUUGUGGCUUUAGUCCUAGGCAUUUUAACAUUUAAAUGUAAGAUAUGUUAAUGAGCAUAUGUUAACAAGACUAUUGCUUUAUAUAUACACACAAAACACUAGAGACAAAGGGCUAGCUCAAGUGGUAAGAGCGUCCUUUGCUAGUCCAAGGUUUGGGCCUCUAGGUUAGAAUA
Camellia sinensis is the source of this 1498-nucleotide messenger RNA. It is a transcript of the gene SURF1, whose product is annotated as Surfeit locus 1 cytochrome c oxidase biogenesis protein. The record is from RefSeq and is a predicted model, not a curated record. Lineage: Eukaryota; Viridiplantae; Streptophyta; Magnoliopsida; Ericales; Theaceae. Gene Ontology annotation, cellular component: membrane.